Molecule: messenger RNA, 990 nt
Organism: Emiliania huxleyi CCMP1516
Lineage: Eukaryota; Haptophyta; Isochrysidales; Noelaerhabdaceae
Exons: 3
Coding region: 1-990 (329 amino acids)
Biological process (GO): transport
Molecular function (GO): transporter activity
Source: RefSeq, a predicted model, not a curated record
AUGGGGAUGAUGCGCACGACCUUUUGGGUUGGCGCCGUGUCCUGCGGCCUCACGCUUCUGCAGAGCGGCCGACUCAUUGCCAAGCACCGGCGCCACUGGCACAACCCGCAGCAACAGCGCUGUAUUGUCGUCAUCAUCAGCAGCGUCCCCAUUUUUGCUGUCAAUGCAUUCGUGUCGCUUCUCAUCUUGCGCGGCAGCAAGACUGUCGGCCUGCAUGCACCCGAGUGGCUCGACCUCGUCCUCGACGGUGCCAAGGAGUGCUACGAGGCCUUCGGCAUCUGGUCAUUUCUCGAGCUGAUGCUGAGCUACACAGGUUGCGUGAGCGCUCCGAACGGCGCCGCAGUGGGCGUGCCCGACAAGCUGAAGGGCGUGGAGGUGCACCUGCCGUUUCCGCUGCCGCUCUUCUGCGGCGCCUCGCACUGGACCUUCGACAGGCGGGUCGCCGAUCGUCUGCGGCGGUGGGCGAUGCAGUUUGUGUACGUGAGGCCAAUCCUCGCCGUCCUGACAAUCACCGCGACGGGCCUCGGCGUGUACGAGAAAGUCUGGGUCUGGCUUCCCAUUUCGGUCGCGCUCAAUGUCUCGAUGACCGUCGCUCUCUACUCCCUCCUCCUCUUCUACCACUCCUUCGAGCGGGAGCUCUCGCGGGGGAACCAUUGGGGGGCCCACGCGUCCGACUGUGCGAACAGGCACCAGCGCCCGCUCGCCAAGUUCCUCUGCAUCAAGGGUGUCGUCAUGUUCUGCUUCUGGCAGGGCAUCGUUCUGCAGCUGCUCGAGGCCGCCGGCGUGGUGCGCGCGGGUCACUUCUUUGACCUGGCGGAGAGGAGCACGAUGAUCCAAGACGCGCUGGUCUCGCUCGAGAUGUGCCUCAUCUUUGCGCCGCUGCACGUCUAUGCCUUCUCCGCCGACGACUACCUGGAGGAGGGUGCGCCGGCGGGUAGCCCGAUGCCGUCGACGCCUGCCCAGCCCGUGGCGAAAAACAAGGAUGCGUGA